Messenger RNA from Bursaphelenchus xylophilus (pine wood nematode), 2144 nucleotides. The record is from the annotation of a GenBank genome assembly. NCBI's taxonomy places the organism in Eukaryota, Metazoa, Nematoda, Chromadorea, Rhabditida, Aphelenchoididae.
AUGGCGAAUCCACGGAGUGGAGGGUCCUUUACACCAUCAACAGUGUCUGGGCAGAGUGGGGUGCUGAUGGUUGGCCCCAACUUUAAGGUAUGCUGUUUAUCUAAAGUUUACUUUGAUUUAGGUGGGCAAGAAAAUUGGUUGUGGUAACUUUGGAGAGCUGCGGUUAGGCAAAAAUCUUUACAAUAACGAGCAUGUUGCCAUUAAACUCGAACCUAUGAAGAGUAAAGCGCCACAAUUGCAUUUGGAGUAUCGAUUUUACAAAUUGCUCGGCCUCAAUGGUAAUUUCUUUAAUAAAUGCUAGUUUUACGUCCUCAUUUUAGAAGGACUUCCCCAGAUCCUUUACUUUGGGCCAUGCGGAAAAUACAAUGCUUUGGUGAUGGAAUUGUUGGGUCAUUCAUUGGAGGAUUUGUUUGAUCUGUGUGAUCGGAAAUUCACAAUCAAAACUGUUUGUAUGAUUGCCAUGCAAUUGAUCAGAAGAAUUGAGUAUGUCCACUCUAAACAUUUGAUCUACCGGGAUGUUAAACCAGAGAAUUUUUUGAUUGGCCGAACAUCAACGCGCAAACAGCAUAUUCUUCAUAUUAUUGACUUUGGCUUGGCGAAAGAAUACAUUGACUGUGAUACGGGUAAAAUUUUACUUUUUAUGACGAUUGUAUAUUGAUGAGUAAAAAUUUUUGUGGAUUUAGGCAAACACAUUGCGUAUCGUGAACACAAAUCUCUUACGGGUACUGCAAGAUAUAUGUCUAUUAAUACGCAUUUGGGAAAGGAGCAGAGUCGACGCGAUGACCUUGAAGCGCUGGGCCAUAUGUUCAUGUACUUUCUCAGAGGAUCAUUGCCGUGGCAGGGUCUCAAAGCCGAUACUUUGAAAGAGCGAUAUCAAAAGAUUGGGGACACUAAGAGGGCCACUCUGAUUGAGGUCUUGUGCGAAGGUUUUCCAGGUAGGUUUGUUUCAAGUUUUAAAUUCUUGAUCUUCUUGCUUUUUUCAGAGGAGUUUGCUCUGUAUCUGAGAUAUGCAAGAAAGUUGGACUUUUUCGAGACUCCUGACUACGACUAUUGUCACAAUCUUUUUAAAAUUGUUUUGGAAAGGCAAGGCCAUUCUUACGACUAUGAAUUCGAUUGGGUAACCAAGCUGAAUCAGGCAGUAUGUCACUUCUAUUUAUUAUAAUUUGUGUUCAGAGUACUCCAAGCGGUUCUCUUCACACGGGAGUUGAUGCUAGUAAGUACAACAAGAAGGCUGCAGAAGACAACAGCAGAAGAGCCCGAGCUGGACGACACAAUGAAGAAGAAAUUCUGAAGGCGAAUCAAGGCGGUCACUCUUCUGGCGCUCAUCAAGGCGGUUUCGGAUCUACCCAGGUAAAUUACUUAAUUACGAACAAAUUUACAAGGAAAGUACUUUUAUGGGGGCUCCUACUUUUUGACGGGACAUAUCUCAAAUGGUUUAAGGGUCGAAAAUGCCCAAAACUGGCUAAAUUUACGGCGUUUCGGGUCAGGGACAACUUGAAGGUUAUGUAGGGGUUCCUAUAAAGUGUGUACGCUUACAGGGUUUCCUUUGGAACUGUUUUUUAUUGUCCACAAAACUUCUCACUGUCCGCAAAAGAGAAUCUUUUUGUGUAUAAUGAAGUUUAGCAGCAAAUUUUGAUGUGAAAGUUCCGGAUAUUGCUCUUAAACAUCUAGUAAUGUAUUUUGCUCUUGCUUCCGAGUAAUUCACGCGAUAUGCAGGCACAAUCUGAUGGUGGAUUGUACAUGAUAUCGGUGAUUAUAAAAGUAAAAACGUGUACAUCUUUUAUACAUACGUUUUUCUGGUAUGCUAGAGGAAUUUAAACAACAAUUGGAUUUCUUCUUGGGAACCUUUCUGCAACUUUUUUUCAUCUAUAUAAGGAUUUUUGAUGUUAUUCUCGUAUCCUUAGAAUAUGGACUUAAGCUCACUUUAACACUAAUUUAGGUGAUUAAUUCCAAUACCGGAGAGAUUGGAGAAGAUUCUCGGCGACAGACAACACAGAAUCAGGAGGAAGAAGAUCACAGCGAAGUGAAGUAAGUCUCUUUCGGGCCGAAUUUUAUACAAAUAAUCGAAUAUAACCUACAGCUCUGGCUGUUGCAGAUGUUGCUGUUUCCGACGCCGUCGACGAAAGGUUCCUCAACAAAAGUAA